This is a messenger RNA of Trichoderma asperellum CBS 433.97, 2424 nucleotides long. RefSeq lists its product as uncharacterized. NCBI's taxonomy places the organism in Eukaryota, Fungi, Ascomycota, Sordariomycetes, Hypocreales, Hypocreaceae. The record is from RefSeq and is a predicted model, not a curated record.
AUGGAAGCGGCGCGGAAGACGAUCGAGGUGCUCGGCCAGCGCAUCCUGCCAGAACGACCCCAUCACUUGGCUUUUCACCCCGAAUGGCGAUAUCGUCCCAGCCACGGUGACAGCAACUCCUUUGAGGAAUGGCACCACCCCCGCCUGCAAUACCUGACCCUAUUGUCCGAAGCCGAUCGCGGCGUCCUGCUCACAAAAUCCGAUUAUGAUAUGCGUGAAGAACCGGUCAAACCUCUUCCACGCGAAGUCAACGCGCUGGCCAAGGGUGGCGAGAAGAAGAAGUUGUCGCUGAGCGACUACAAGAACAAGAAGACCGGGGCCACGUCGUCCACGUCGCCGCCGGAGCCAUCAAUUGCCAAGAAGAAAGAAAGCGAACGCGCUGGCGACCUGUCGGCCAGCACGGGGGCCGUAUCCGACCCCAAACCCACAUCAGAAUCCAAGUCUGCCUCAGAAGCGAGGAAGGCGGAUAGACCCAGGCCACGAGAAUCAGAUCCGCUCGUUGACGCCAAACAGCGACAGGCUCGCGAGCCAGCCGCCGAUAUGAGAUUACCUCCCAAGCCUCCCACCAAGCACCCAUUACCACCUCGACCGCCUUCUCCCAAUUCUAAGAAGCGCGUAGCAGAUCUAGAUGACGACUUGCGACCGCAAAAGCGAUCCAAGGCUGAUGGCAGCAAGCACAUUGAUGAUCGGGCACCGCACUCUCGCGAUGAAGCGCAGAAACGCAAAGAUAGAGUCUCUUCCUCAACGCCUUACAAAGAUGCGCCGUCGCAUAAAGAUGAUAGAUUAACCAACUCGUCCUCGCUACCCAAUGGCAGAGCCAUUCUGAAAGGCGCGGUGGGCUCCAGUCGCAACAACACUUCACCCGCAUCUCGUCCUCGGGGCGACUCUAUGAAUGGCGCCCGGCCUACUGGGCCAGGAAGCAACCGAAACACACCCACCAAGCUAGACACGUCAAAGUCAAGCGUGCCGCCAUUGUUAUCUCCUCUGCACCUGAGCUUUGACGACCGGAACAACGAGGACAAGUCUCAGGCAAGGCAGGAGAAGAGAAGAGUUCGGGACGACUCUCGCGAGCGGAACAAGUCCCCUACUAGGCAUAAAAAGUCAGACUCCACAUCAGAGUUCAAGAGACAGAAGUCACCAGUGAGAAUUCCUCCACUGCUCUCGCCGACUUUGCCGCCGAUAGUAGAGGCUGCUUUGCAGCUGAGAAAGAAAGGAUCAAUAGAAUCAUUGGAAGGCAAGCCUCUCAAGGGCAAAGACGAGAAAGAGAAGGAACUGCCAUCCAAGAAGAAGAAACCUGUUGCCGAUUAUCACUCUGACGACGAUGAGCCUCUCUCACAAAAACCACAAAAACCACAGAAGUCACUCAUUGUUAUGAUCAAAGUGCCCAAGAAAUUACGAAAGGACGUUAAACGGAUCUUGGCCUUAUCAUCAUCUACAGCCGCUCGCAAGGAGUUACAGGCUCAAAACCAGGAACGUUCUGCUGCGCCAGAGGAAUUUAUCCAGCCGCCACCAGCAAGGAAACGGCCGGUGGCUCCCGUUGAAGCGGCAGCAUCUUCAGAAACUAACGCACAGAAGAAGCCCAAGGCUUCUGAUAUCCCCAACUCCUCUCGCCUGCCUGCUCCAACUACCCCAUCCAAAAAGGGUGCUACCUCCAUGUCUCGCGUUAGCUCAAGUAAUUCUUUGGCCCAGACUCCUGGAGACGCGGUCAAUGCCACUCCGUCUGCCCCUGCCCCAGCCGACCGCCGCGUCAAUGGCCACGAUGUGCAUCGCUCAGAAUCAUCGGAGGCUAGGAUUAUGCGAGAAAAAGAGGCCAAAUUCAACGCUCUCGGACGCCGCCUUAAGCAUGAAGCGGACACAGCUAUGAGAGGAGGUCGUCGAAGCCCGGGAGUUAACGGCCACACGCGCGAGCCUGACCUGAGCAAAGGAUAUGUGAUCAGCGUGGAGAGUUUGCUGGCCUUUAUGGCUGGCUUCCAAGCGCAAAACAUUUACCGCGGGCUGUGCAAUAAGAGGAGCGACCCGACUGGAUGGAAUAGCCUAUUUCCCUUGCUUGACUUUAUUCAGGGCCAGAUGAAGAGACAGGAGACACAUACCCGCCGUUUCCUCCCGCUCUAUGUAGUCGUUCUUAAUCUUCAUUCCGUGGCUAUCACAGAGCUCAUCCGCUGCCAUGUGGUUGAAAAUUCCACUCUUCCGCAGCCAGACUGGUUUGGGCUUGAAAAGAAGCGGCUCAAACUUCUUUCUCAAAUCAACGAGGCUGCCAGCAACAUCGACACUCUAACCUUGCGCCUCAAUGUACCAGCACACGCAACGCUAGAUGAUAUGACGGCGGCGUCGCUCCGAAUCCUUAGAACAUGGUGUCAUAAUGAGCAGGUCGAAUGGACCCCCGACGCUCAUCUUAAGGAGCCUGUUGCGUCUCGAGGUUCAUGA